This is a messenger RNA of Colletotrichum spaethianum, 2253 nucleotides long. Its product is annotated as protein GCN20. Lineage: Eukaryota; Fungi; Ascomycota; Sordariomycetes; Glomerellales; Glomerellaceae. The record is from RefSeq and is a predicted model, not a curated record. Bases 1 to 2253 code for a protein of 750 amino acids. The transcript has 3 exons. Gene Ontology annotation, molecular function: ATP hydrolysis activity; ATP binding.
AUGGACGCCGAGAUCAGAACCGUGCUACCCAACAUCGACCCGGUACUCUCUGAGUACUCGGUCGGUUACUUGACUCACGCCUCGACCAUAUACUCCGACGAGGAGGACCAAUCCGGCCCUUCACCCAUUGCGGAGGCUGCUGCUACUGUCACCGAGUUGCUGCUCUCUGCCUCUGGAAAGCCGGACGCCAAGCUUCAGGAAAAGAUUGAGAAGCUCGUCGAGAAAUGGGUUGAGAAGUACACUGAAGCUAAUGGCGGUCUUCGAAGUGGUCCUUCUGCUGUGAGGCGACUUGACGAGACCUUCCAGGUCAGCUCUCAGCGAAACAUGUCUUCCACCCUGGCCGUUUCCACUGGAGCUGUCGAUCUCGAGUCCGCAAACGCUCGCAAGGUCGAGUCCAAGGUUGACCGCAAGAAGCUGGAGAAGGCCGAGCGCAAGAUUGCCGCCAAGCAGCAGAAGAAGACUUUCAAGACGGUCGAGUACGAGGCUUCCAGGUUGCUCGACGAGCCGGAGUCUACUCAGUCCUACGAAGAGUUUUACAUGGCAGUUAACCCGCUGCAAAUCGGCGGUUCUGGCGCCAACAAGACCAAGGACAUCAAGUUGGACAACAUCGAUGUGUCCAUCGGCGGUCAGCGCAUUGUCACUGAUACCGACUUGACUUUGUCCUACGGUCACAGAUACGGUCUCGUUGGUCACAACGGUGUGGGUAAAUCUACGCUUCUACGUGCUCUGUCUCGCAGAGAACUGCCCAUUCCGCCUCACAUCACCAUUCUCCAUGUCGAACAGGAGCUUACUGGAGACGAUACCCCCGCAAUUCAAGCCGUGCUCGACGCCGACGUAUGGCGCAAGGUCCUUCUUAAAGAACAGGCUGAAAUCACACAAAAGCUGGCAGACAUCGAGAGUCAACGAACCGGCUUGGCUGAUACCUCGGCCGACGCUGCCAGACUCGACAAAGAAAGAGAAGCCCAGGACAACCGCCUCGGUGACAUCCAGGGCAAGCUGGCUGAGAUGGAGUCUGACAAAGCCGAAUCAAGAGCCGCAAGUAUUUUGGCCGGUCUCGGUUUCUCGGCCGAACGCCAGCAAUAUCCCACCAAGACCUUUUCCGGUGGUUGGCGUAUGCGUCUGGCUCUUGCUAGAGCGCUGUUUUGCGAGCCCGACUUGCUACUUCUUGAUGAACCGUCCAACAUGUUGGACGUUCCCUCAAUUGCCUUCCUUUCGAACUACCUCCAAGGAUAUCCCAGUACCGUUUUGGUGGUUUCUCACGACAGAGCCUUCCUCAAUGAAAUCGCGACAGACAUCAUUCACCAGCACUCUCAGCGCCUCGAUUACUACCGCGGAGCCAACUUCGAGUCCUUCUACGCCACACGUGAAGAGCGCAAGAAGACAGCCAAGAGAGAGUACGAGAACCAGAUGGCGCAGCGAGCCCAUCUUCAGGCCUUCAUCGACAAGUUCAGAUACAACGCAGCCAAGUCUUCGGAAGCUCAGUCGCGUAUCAAGAAACUCGAGAAGAUGCCGAUACUCGAACCGCCCGAGACCGAAUACAGCGUGCACUUCAAGUUCCCCGAUGUCGAGAAGAUGACGCCUCCCAUCAUCCAGAUGACUGGCGUGACGUUUGGUUACAACAAGGACAACAUCUUGUUGCGCAACGUUGACCUUGACGUGCAGCUGGAUUCUCGAAUCGGAAUUGUCGGACCCAACGGUGCGGGUAAAACAACUGUCCUUAAGCUGUUGAUCGGAAAGCUGUCGCCUACUUCUGGUCUGAUUUCGCAGAACCCCCGUCUGCGCGUUGGUUUCUUUGCCCAACAUCACGUUGAUGCCUUGGACCUGACCAUGAGCGCCGUUGGGUUCAUGGCUAAGGAAUACCCGGGUAGGACAGAUGAGGAGUACCGCAGACAACUUGGUGCCUUUGGCAUUACGGGUACAACAGGCCUGCAGAAGAUGGCGGUGCUUUCUGGAGGUCAAAAGUCGCGUGUUGCCUUUGCAUGCCUUGCCCUUACCAACCCCCACAUCUUGGUUCUUGACGAGCCUUCCAACCAUCUCGAUAUUGAGGCGAUGGAUGCGCUUGCUUCUGCUCUGAAGGAAUUCCAGGGCGGUGUCCUCAUGGUUUCUCACGAUGUCACCAUGUUGCAGACGGUGUGCACCUCUCUCUGGGUGUGCGACGGAGGCACGGUUGAGAAGUUCCCUGGCGAUGUCCAGGCCUACAAGAAGAGAAUCGCAUCUCAGGCCGACGCGGCUGGUGUUGUCAAGGCUCACUAG